GGCGGCGGCCGCCAUGACGCCGUGACCGCUGUACCCGGCUCCGGCUGCCCUGCGCCGGGCGAGAGACUCCCCUUCCCUGCACCUCGGCCACCGUGAGCGAUGCAGGCAGGAGGAGGACACACGAGUAGAGUUCGCAGUGUCGCCUACUGCCGAGACACCACUUCUGCUAGUCGCGAAAUACCUAGCCAGUUAAAGGGCUUUGCUAGGAGCUGCUCUGUAAAAAAAUAAAAUAAUUUUGUUUGAUGUAGAGGUGUUGCAAAAUGUGGGAUAUGUCAGGGUUAUCUUAAGGCAGCAUGUUCUUUGAUGUAAGACCUCUGUAUACUUUCAAGCCUAAUCAGGAAGAAAGGAGACCUAUCAGUGGAACAGGCAGCGCCAGCACUCCUCACUCAAGAAUAUCCUGGAACAAGCUUUAAGGAUGUACGCCUGAUGCCUGUCCCCACCUGACGACAUCGCCAUGGCCGGGGCACAGGGCUGCGGCGAGGGCAAGAUCGCGGGGCUGUACGACCUGGAGCGCACGCUGGGCAAGGGCCACUUCGCGGUGGUGAAGCUGGCCCGGCACGUCUUCACUGGGCAGCGCGUGGCUGUGAAGGUGAUCGACAAGAGCAAGCUGGCAGGGGAGGCGGCGGGGCAGCUCCUGCAGGAGGUGCGCUGCAUGAAGCUGGUGCAGCACCCCAACGUGGUGCGCCUCUACGAGGUCAUCGACACCCACGCCAAGCUCUACCUCAUCCUGGAGCUGGGCGACGGUGGGGACAUGUUUGACCACAUCAUGCGGCACGAGGGCGGCCUGGCCGAGCCGCGGGCCAAGCACUACUUUGCUCAGAUCGUCCACGCCAUCUCCUAUUGCCACAAGCUCCACGUGGUGCACCGUGACCUCAAGCCCGAGAACGUGGUCUUCUUCCAGGAGCAAGGGGUGGUCAAACUCACUGACUUUGGCUUCAGCAACCGCUUCCAGCCCGGCAAGAUGCUCACCACGAGCUGCGGCUCCCUGGCCUACUCGGCGCCCGAGAUCCUGCUUGGGGAUGAGUACGAUGCCCCGGCUGUUGACAUCUGGAGCCUAGGAGUAAUCCUCUACAUGCUGGUGUGCGGCCACCCCCCCUUCCAGGAGGCCAACGACAGCGAAACGCUCACCAUGAUCAUGGACUGCCGCUACACCGUCCCCCCGCACGUCUCGGCACAGUGCGCUGAUCUCAUCUCCAGGAUGCUGCAGCGGGACCCGAAGCAACGAGCGUCCCUGGAGCAGAUCGAGGGCCACUCGUGGCUGCAGGGGGUGGACCCAUCCCCUGCCAGCCGCUUCCUGCUGCCCCUCACCUCCCACAAGCGCGUGUCUGAGGAGGAGCACGAGAUCAUCCUCCAGGCCAUGGUGUGCGGGAACAUCGCGGAUCGGGACACCAUCCAGGAGGCGCUGGAAGCCGACCGCUACAACCACAUCACGGCCACGUAUUUCCUGCUGGCGGAGAGAAUGCUGCGGGAGAAGCAGGAGAAGCAGGGCCACCGCCUCAGUCUCGUUUACAACCUGGCCAAGGAGGUACAGAGCAGGCCCAACUUGUCAGACACAUUCGGCUCUGUGGGCGGCUCCGGCGGCCUCCUGCCCUUCACGGAGACGGGCGGCCUCAGCGCGGGCUCCCGGCUGUCCCCAGGAGGGGACACUGGCGGCCGGCAGCCCGGCGGGACCCUGCUGAAGGUCCCUGCCGUUGACACCACCAUCACCAAGAGCACCCCGGCCCUGCAGCAGAUCUGCGAGGAGGAAGAGGAGGACGAGGAGGAGGAGGAGAGGCCCAGCGCAAUGGAGAGGAAGAGCAGCUCUCUGAACCAGGAGCAGAUGCGAGCGUUCCUGCGCGCCCACCGCCCGGCCGGCCGCGGGGAGGUCUGGGGGCCGGGGCUUGAGCUGGGGGGCCGGGGCGGGCGCUCGGGGGCGGCCUGGGCUGGGAAGGGAGUCAGGGGUCCCUCGGUGCUGCGGGGAAACGGAGAAAGGGGAGCCGUCCUGUCAGCCCAGAGCAGCUCGGCUGGUGCUCCCCAGCUGCUGGGGACAGAGACAGCUCCUGCCGCCCUCCCCAGUCCUGCAGACACGUCCCCGGGGCAGGGGGAGCAGAUCAGCCCGGCCCAGCAGUCGGUGGAGAGUUCGGGCCCCGAAGGGGGCGCAGAGAGUGCGAUCAAGCUGGACCCGGGCAAGAGCAAGGGAAACAGCCUGCGGGACAGGCUCCUGCAGUUCCCGCUCUGCGAGAAAGCCCUGGCCUUCAAACUCCGGCCGGGCUCCAAGGAGAGCCUCCUGUCACUGGGGCAGUUCAAUUGCUGCCACGUCAUUUAAGGCCCCGCUGUGGGGUCUGGGAGGGCGCCCACUCCCCUGCCUUUGGUCUCCGGUGGCUGUGGGGCUAGCGGGUGGCACAGUGCCCUGCUUUGUCACCCGUGGUGGCCACCCAGCCAGCCCCACCCCUGGGACCCGCAGUGACAGACCAUCUCCCAGACAGGCCUGCCCAGCGUGAAGCAGACUGGGGUCCAUCCCCGCGCUGGCCAGCAUGUCCCAAAACCUCUGGGACAGUUCCAUGUUCCUGCCGGGAUGGGAUGGACUGUGAUACUUUUUUAACUACUAGAAAUAAUUUUUUUAAAUAGUCUAUUUUAAUGUAAUUAAAUAGAGAUUGCUAUAUUCCCCCCAGCCCCCCCAGUGCCCCAGCCCCACAGUGUGCAUGGCCCGGGGCUGGGCUGUCCUGCCUGCAGCCCCCCCGCCAGCCCUGGUCAGGGCCAGGCACAGCCUGGUCCGUGACCCCGGGCUGUUCCCCUGGGCCCUCCCUGCAAAUAAGCUUCCUAUUUAUUAUCUCUUUGUUUUCUUGCUGGCAAGAAAUGAAUGACGACGGAGGCGUGGGCCAGAGCUCGGCCUGAGCCGUGGCGCAUGUGCGUGGAAGGAUCGGAGCCGCUGGGAAGCAAAGUUUGUCAGGACAAUAAAAUAAGCUCGUGGGUUGA
Molecule: messenger RNA, 2955 nt
Organism: Hirundo rustica (Barn swallow)
Lineage: Eukaryota; Metazoa; Chordata; Aves; Passeriformes; Hirundinidae
Product: SNF-related serine/threonine-protein kinase-like
Exons: 7
Coding region: 455-2305 (616 amino acids)
Biological process (GO): protein phosphorylation; microtubule cytoskeleton organization; intracellular signal transduction
Cellular component (GO): cytoplasm
Molecular function (GO): tau-protein kinase activity; ATP binding; protein serine/threonine kinase activity
Source: RefSeq, a predicted model, not a curated record